This is a messenger RNA of Cetraspora pellucida, 262 nucleotides long. The record is from the annotation of a GenBank genome assembly. NCBI's taxonomy places the organism in Eukaryota, Fungi, Glomeromycota, Glomeromycetes, Diversisporales, Gigasporaceae.
AAUAUUUGAGAUUGAUGAUAUGAAAUUAAAACAUCUCAACAAACAAUAUUAUUUGAUAGUUAAUGAUCCAAUUACUUGUUCUUUUUCUGGUUCUCUCUCUGCCCAUGUUGUUGAUUGGCUUAAAAAGAAUGUUAAUAAUGCAGAAUACUCUUUAUUUGAAUGUGAUGAAGAAUUUUGGCUUAAGAAAUUUAUAGAUACUUUCAAACAUAUACAAAAAAAUGUUGUAGGUAUUAAUAUUGAAAACAUAACAGAAACUGAAUGA